CAGGCUCAUGCAUGUAAUCCGUCACCUUGAAAAGUACGCACCCAUAAGAAAGAGACCUCCAUGAGAGAUGACCCAUUCAUUGUGCGAGAAUCAUGAACGAUUGCACAUCAGUGCACUUGAGUACUAGGUAGUUAGUUGCCUCUCAGCCGCUAACAAAAUUCUACCUCGAGUACUGUACCUUACACCAACCAAAAGUCACACUCGCACCCGACGCGAUCAUCGUUGAUGAUAGGCGGAGUAAUUUUAUCUUUUGGUUUUCGAUCACCAGGUACAACCAAACUGUGGGCCACUUCUACGAUUGAGAUUCUCAGUCAAAACCAGAAAAAAAAAAUAAAAACAAGCAGAAAUCUUGUGAUGGGUUUAGGUGUUGGCAGUUGCCCAUCCCUCUUUUUGCUUUGGAUCACAGAUCUACUAGUUUUGUACUACAGAGGUCGGCAAGGGUAUGUGCCUGUAGACCAGACAACCUUCUUUGCUUCGGUUCAGUAGCUCGUCUCAUCUCCCAGCCGUUGCAUGGGGUGAGUGGAAUCAGUCUCUGGAGAGUAUCUUAUGACUAGGUAGCUUACACGCCGCUAAGUUAGUGACUUCAUGCUGCAGCCCAAUAUGCGGGGAGGGUUGGCGGUGACAAUGCCGUUGAGAUGUAUGUACAUUUACAUGUACCGUGUGGCGAAGAAGUGUCUAAUUAUGUGCAUAGUGCAUCGUGAAAACGAGGGUCCAGCUUAUUGAAAAAUAUGGGGUUUCAAAGUCAUUUUAUUUUCCCGUGUGGGGAAAUGUACAGUACUGUUAUACCUUGCUUCAAUGAUAGAAUUUGUUGGGGAAGAAGGGGGGGGGAGUGGAGGAGGGGAGGGGUCCAAAAAGUCAACUCAACGACAGCAC
Messenger RNA from Aspergillus brunneoviolaceus CBS 621.78, 873 nucleotides. RefSeq lists its product as uncharacterized. NCBI's taxonomy places the organism in Eukaryota, Fungi, Ascomycota, Eurotiomycetes, Eurotiales, Aspergillaceae. The coding region runs from base 226 to 486 and encodes 86 amino acids. The record is from RefSeq and is a predicted model, not a curated record. The transcript has a single exon.